Messenger RNA from Hevea brasiliensis (rubber tree), 1781 nucleotides. RefSeq lists its product as uncharacterized. The record is from RefSeq and is a predicted model, not a curated record. The transcript is spliced from 3 exons. NCBI's taxonomy places the organism in Eukaryota, Viridiplantae, Streptophyta, Magnoliopsida, Malpighiales, Euphorbiaceae. Bases 370 to 1500 code for a protein of 376 amino acids.
GACUGAACUGAAGCCUAAAAAUAAAGACAAGUGGUGAUGUACACCAAACAACUCUGCAAAUAGAGCAACGUACCCUGUUAACAAACCCCAUUGAUCAGAGUAUCUAACCUCUGAGUACAGGCAGUCUGGAACUUGAAAAGGGUACCACCACCAGCAAUUAAGACCUUAUGGCUUGGAGAACAUACCCUCUAUCCAGGCCUUAAAUACCCAGUCUCUAUCUCUCACUCUUCUUCUGUCCCAAACUGACGGAUAUGCCUUGCCUAUCCCAUUUAAUAUAUUAACUGUCCAUUUAUCUUCUCUUCAAAAUUGCCUAAACUACCACUUACCCUCUUCUUCUUCAUUUCCAAAACCCUCCAUUCACUUCAACUAAUGGCCACCACCAGGGAGCCCAAACCAGUUAAACAGCUUCGAGAACUUCUUCAAGAGCAGCAAGAACCUUUUAUUCUGAGGAAGAGCUUUAAUGCGGGAAGUAGCUUCCCCCGCUGUCAUGGCAAUUCAAGAAAGUCCUUCAAAAGGUCAUUUAGUCUUUGUCUUAAAAGUAGCAAAAUAGGUAUUCCUCACUGUCCAAAAGUAUUAAGAAGUAUAUAUAAUCAGGUCAUUUCCUUCAACGAGAGGCUCAGAAUCAAAACUUCCAAUCACAGAGAUGGAAAUGGUGAUGUUACAGAGAAUAAGGACAGGAAUAGCCAAGAAGCAGGAGAAUUAGAUAGUUUUUCUUCUGCUAGCACCUCAACAGUGUUUAAUUCAUGCUCUGGAAGCGAUGCUGAUGCAGAUGCAGAAGAAUCCUCCAUUUCACAGCAAAAGGAUCACAUCUCAUUCACAGCAAACACUUCCCAGUCUUUCAGACUCUGCAAUAAUGAGGCUGUUACAGAUAGAAAGCUCCAAAGGCAAUGCAUAGAAGACAGUAAACAGCACAGUCCUGUGUCCGUACUAGAAGAGGUAGCUUCACAUAGAGGUUACCCACUUCAUAACAAUGAACCAGAGUACUUCAGCACAGUAAGAGAAAAGAAUCCCACAAAAACUUGCGCUCAUUCCCCCAAGAAAGUCACAGAAGACUCCAUUCUAUCAGCUUCUCUGUGGAAAAUACUUUUCCACUCAGCAACAGAGAAAUCAACUUUACCAGGAGUCUCAGAAAUACAGGAGCUUGUCCAUUAUAAUCUUUCUUCACAGCACUUGAAAUCUAAGUCAGCUUUGCAGCAAACAAGGCAACUUCUUUUUGAUUGUGUAAAGGAGAUAGUAGAGAACCAAGGAAGGAAGGAGAAGCAACAGGGAGAAUAUUUGGAGGCAGAAGAGCUUGGAAAGCUCAUUGGAGAGAAGAUAAAGUUGUGGGGAAAACAGUCUGGUGAAGAAUCAACCUUCGGAGAACAAAUGGAAAUGGAAUUUCGGGAAUCAGCACAAGAGUGGAGUGGUUAUAAGGCACAGCGAAGGAAAAUUGGGUCUAUAAUAGGGGAUGCCAUUUUGGAAGAGAUCAGCAGUGAAAUAGUUAUGGACAUGAUUGCCUGAUUUCAUAUCACUAAUCGCCAGAUGUUGAGCUGAUAUUCUCCUAAUUAGAUUGUCAAAAUCAGCUAAUAUAGUUUGUGAGCAUAUGAGCAGAGCUAAAGAAUAGAUGAAACUCUUUAUCAUUUUGGUCCAAACAAUCUCAAUUUGUAACUUCGUUCCUCCAUGAAUGCAUUUUCUCAGAGCUAACAGGACGUAAGGUUUUUUGAACAGUGAAUGUAAUGUAAAUAACAAGCACAUAGUAAACCUUCAAGAAGAAUUUAAUAGCAUUUGUACCAUUAUCAUUA